Molecule: messenger RNA, 1566 nt
Organism: Paecilomyces variotii
Lineage: Eukaryota; Fungi; Ascomycota; Eurotiomycetes; Eurotiales; Thermoascaceae
Product: putative short-chain dehydrogenase
Exons: 5
Coding region: 184-1335 (383 amino acids)
Source: RefSeq, a predicted model, not a curated record
CCAGGCUUGCCGCCUUAGCGCGGGCGCCCCGAAGGUCUCGCCCGCGGUCUUGCAACCCCACGGUUUCUAUCUAUCGCGAACUCCACCAGCCGUGCUGCCUGCGCGGAGACAGCUUGCUCCUCACAGAGACGACGAUAGAUCCGCGAUGGGUGUGCUAGGCACUCCCCUGACGCUACUCUACCAAUGACUGACAACCCGCCCUCUCCGACUUCUCCUCGCUCCCAGUUCCCCUCCCAUCCAGAGCCGCGGGUUUGGGUCAUUUCUUCCGGAGAUUCGCCCAUUGGCAUCUCCCUCGCGCGCCAGGUUCUCGCGCACGGAGAUUAUGUUGUUGCAGGGCUGGUACCGCAACAAAGCGAACGUGAUGAGAUCCGUCGGGAACAGUUCAAGGCUUUUCUGGAAGAGGUGGAGACGCAUGACCAUGAAGGAUGGCGACAGCGUCUAAAAGGAAUUGAACUAGAUCUUAGGAUGAUGGGCGAGUGUCAGGCGGUAAUCGCAGAAACUGUCAGCAGAUUCGGGAAGGUUGAUAUACUGGUCUGCUGCACGAGUCAAGCUGUCGUUGGAACUGUGGAAGAGCUUGCGGCAUCCCAACGGACAUUGAACCUUGUGCGAGACCAGUUCGAAACCAAUUAUUUCGGUCCUGUGAAUUUCAUGAAGGCAGCACUGCCGCAAUUACGGAAACAGAGGGCAGGUCAUAUAAUAGUACUUUCGGGCAUUACCGGGCACAUAGGAACCCCAGGACUCGGUGUUUAUUGUGCCUCAGGGUGGGCACUUGAGGGAUUCUGCGACAGUAUCGCCUACGAGAUUGCCCCUUUCAAUAUCAAACUGAGCAUACUCCAAGCCAGCAUCGAAAUCGGCAUUCUCUCUAACUUGGUGACGAGCGUUCCUCCCAUCGUACCUGCCUACGCCCCUGCGCAGAACCACGCACCACUAUUUCGAGGCAUCCUUAACGGCAUUCUGACUCGCCUCUCAAACGAAAAUGGCGAAUCGGCUGCGGGUGUUGAAGGCUCGUCCGGGUCUAACGUAGAUACCGCACGAGGGACCGGUCCCCUCUCAGCGCCUCACGUUGUUUCAAUGUACCCUCCGCUUACUCCAAGUCAUCUGGACAUUCUUACGGCAGAGACGGUUCACGCCAUCACUGCGAUCGCGGGUCAUGAGAAUCCGCCCUCGCGACACAUCAUUGGCCAGGAGGGCGUCGCAAGCGUUAAGGAGAAGCUCAAGACGGUUAGUGAGGAGUUAGAAGAUUUCAUUCAAGCCAGCUGCGCUGCAGAUAUUGCAGUCGAUGACGACUCUGCUAGCUCGUUCAAGGAAGAUAGUGUAGGAAGAGUACAUAUAUGACAUACUAAGUGAAAGAAUCUUCGCCUACGGCUUGGGGAAGGUCAUUUUUAAUACUAUUUGCCCUGUGAUAAGCCAUAAGGUCAAAUCUUGGAAUAAGGAACUGAUACUGCAUUAAUUUGUAGUAGUACAUGCAUGAUUGACCAUUUUUACCAGCAAGUAAAGAGUGCAUGCGAUGUAUUAGUCACAUCAAGUUCACAGUAAGCCGCUCAUAUGAUGAGGAUAAACCCAAGG